This is a messenger RNA of Camellia sinensis, 1683 nucleotides long. Its product is annotated as protein trichome birefringence-like 19. The record is from RefSeq and is a predicted model, not a curated record. Lineage: Eukaryota; Viridiplantae; Streptophyta; Magnoliopsida; Ericales; Theaceae. Gene Ontology annotation, molecular function: O-acetyltransferase activity. Gene Ontology annotation, cellular component: Golgi apparatus.
AGCCUUGGAAAAAAAUUCCAGGAGCACUUAACUUCAUAACCUAGAUGACAUUUCAUAUAAAAUACAUUCCAAAUUUCAACCAUAUAAACUCAUCUCAGACAUUAGUAAACCUAUACAUAGACCAAAUGUAAAGCUUCUACUUCAUACUAUUCUCAGAUGAAGAUCAACACCAUGGAGCUUCCCAGUGGGAAGAGCACCGCUCUCUACAGCUCCAAAAAGGCUAUCCUACCAAUGCUAACCCUAAUUCUUCUCACCACAAUCCCUCUCUAUCUAUAUAACAACUCACCCUUCAUUACACGGUCAGUAGAGAUUAGGAUCAAUAGCUCAGUCCCUCUCUUUCAGAAAAACAAUUUGUCCUUGGCUUUGCAUUCUCCCCAGAAUACAACCAAUGAUUCAACAAAUGUUGAGUUGGAUCAGAAGUGUGUCAUAUUUAAUGGAAACUGGGUUCCAUAUCCCAAGGAACCUUACUACACAAAUGAGACUAAAUGUGUGAUUGAUGAUCGACAAAACUGCAUGAAGUUUGGGAGACCGGACACAGAAUUUAUGAAAUGGAGGUGGAAACCAGAUGAAUGUGAGUUACCUCUCUUCAACGCAGUUCAGUUCUUGGAGCUUGUUAGAGGUAAGACUUUGGCCUUUGUUGGGGACUCAGUGGGAAGAAACCAAAUGCAAUCAUUGACAUGCCUCUUGGCUAGUGCAGCCUAUCCAGUAGAUGUUUCUGAAGUGCAAGAUACAAAAUUCAGACGUUGGCUCUACACUGACUACGACUUCACUAUGAAAGCACUUUGGUCCCCACUCUUGGUUAGAACCCGUGACGCUGACCCCAAUGGAUAUUCCCUCAAUAGCCGCAUGAACCUAUACUUGGAUGAGGCUGAUGAAGCCUGGGCAACUCAGAUUGAAAAUGUUGAUAUUGUGAUCAUAUCAGCAGGUCAAUGGUUCUUUAGACCAUUCAUAUAUUAUGAAAAAGGUAAGGUCGUUGGAUGUCAUGUCUGCCAUAGAAGGAACAUCACAGACCUGACUAGGUACUAUGGAUACAGAAUGGCCUUCCGUGCUGCCUUUAGGACCAUUUUGAACCAUCAAAACUUUAAGGGGCUGACCAUUUUGAGGACAUUCUCACCUGCACACUUUGAGAAUGGGUAUUGGAAUGAAGGGGGGAAUUGUGUGAGAACAAGGCCCCUUACAAAAGAAGAAAUGAAGUUGGAUGGGUAUAAUUUGGAGUUCUAUUUGACUCAAGUGGAGGAGCUCAGGGCAGCAGAAAUUGAAGGGAGAAAGAAGGGCUUGAAAUUUAGGAUACUAGAUACUACAGAAGCAAUGGCGAUGAGGCCAGAUGGUCACCCAAACCAUUAUGGGCACGGGCCAAAUGAGAAUAAGACCCUAGCUGACUGUGUCCACUGGUGCAUGCCAGGCCCCAUUGACACUUGGAAUGAAUUUUUGCUUCAGAUGUUGAAGAUAGAAGAAGACUAAGGAAGAACUGUCCGUGGGAAUCUUCAGAAAUAUGCUUAGCUAGGAACUCAGUGAGACAAUCUUGGAUAAGCAUAUUUUUAAUUAUAAAGAUAUAGUUAUAUAGCCAACAUUUAUAUUUAUUUCAACAGUCCGAGUGGUUUUUAAGAAUUUUUGCAGAGUCAAAACUGUGGAUGUAAUAUUCUUUAUUUAUCAAAUAAAAAUGUGGAUGUAAUAUUUUUUUUA